AUGACACGGCCUACCAUCAAGGGCACGAAGAAGAAGAAGCGCAAACAAUAUAAGCGCGUGCGCGUCGAAUAUGGCCACAAGCAAGACAUUCUCAACUACAUACACGCCGCUGGCAAGGAGCGCCAGUCAAAGCAGCAACUUAUCAGUAAAUGGCGCGCCAACGAUUCGAAGACAAAGGCGGCUUGUGAAAGCGGUCAUGCUCGCCACCUCAACUUCCGUGAGCGAGGCAUGGCUGCAGUGCUUUCUAAGGAAGCAGAAGAAGAUAUUGUCCUGUGGAUCAACACUCUGCGGAAGGAUGGAGCUCCAGUCUCUCGAACGAUGCUAAACUGA
Phytophthora nicotianae INRA-310 is the source of this 330-nucleotide messenger RNA. RefSeq lists its product as hypothetical. NCBI's taxonomy places the organism in Eukaryota, Oomycota, Peronosporomycetes, Peronosporales, Peronosporaceae. The coding region runs from base 1 to 330 and encodes 109 amino acids. The record is from RefSeq and is a predicted model, not a curated record. The transcript has 2 exons.